CACGGACAAGGAAGGUGCAUCUCACUAACUUCAGCUAUUUCCAGUGAACGCACAUGUGUUCAACAUUUGUUCUCGGCCGACGACACGCGAGUUUUUAACCCCAGCUGAUCGAGUCGAGUAUUUUUCGUAGUGACGUGUAUUGCUGUGUUAAAACACGAGAGCAGUCAGCCUCCACUGUCGGGCAGACGAAACUUCGAAAACGCCGUUGAACUAUGGACGCCUUUCCGAUAAUUCUAUCGCUGUUGUUAUUCACUGCGAUUGUGCCCAUGUUCGAAGGCUGCGAUCAAACCAGACAAGGUUGCAGAAUACAAGAAGGAAAAUGUUUGUGCGGUAUAGGUUGUUACUCGGAGUACAGAUACAGCAACUACGACGAAUGCCAUAAAGCGUUGAAAGGUCGCCGAUACGAUUUUUGUGCACAAGGUCCGUGUAACCAUAACGGCGUGUGCGUACAGACAUCCCAGGAACCCGGAUACAAAUGCAGAUGCUCCGGCACAGGAUAUUAUGGCGCUAGAUGCGAGAUCAAAUGCCAUGGACAGAAUACGACAACAAAGCAAGAACUUCCAUUUGAAUGUAUCGUUAUUUAAGGAUACGGAUAUUAUUAUUAUUAUUUUUUUAAUUUUAUAAACAUUUUUCUUUUUACCAUAAUAUAUCGUCUAACAGUUUAAGUACAUUUAAUUUAACAUUUUGAAUAAAAAUAAAUAAACAUAUAAAUAUAUAA
This is a messenger RNA of Sipha flava (yellow sugarcane aphid), 718 nucleotides long. RefSeq names its product protein crumbs-like. Bases 213 to 584 code for a protein of 123 amino acids. The transcript has 4 exons. The record is from RefSeq and is a predicted model, not a curated record. NCBI's taxonomy places the organism in Eukaryota, Metazoa, Arthropoda, Insecta, Hemiptera, Aphididae.